CUCCAUUUCUCCCUACUCUUCUGUAGUUCAUUGAAUCAUUCUUGUUGCAUAUUUUCCUUCCUUCUUUUCGCGGCUUCGUUGGACUGAAAUAUGAAGCAUUGACGGCGACUCGGCAUCCCGAACUAUACCUCCGAUUGAUGCCCGCGAGCAUUUUCACACUCUUUAUUUUUUGAGCUCUCUUUUCUGACAAGUGCCUACUUGCUCCUGCAUUGAAAUUGAGCUGCUCUCGUGCUCAAGGAGCCAGAAAAGCAGUCCCUUCGAAGUAGGCAUUAUUGCACGAGCUACACUAUGAGCGACCCGGUAACAGAGUCGAUUUAUCAGAAAGGCGCCAUGCCUGAGGACAAGCCGUUCAGCGAAACCCCACGGAGGGCGGACGGAGUCUCCCAGCUGUACGAGGGCAAUGUUUUUGAUGCGACACCAGACGACCGUCGCCAGAUCGGCGUCGUCAGUGCGUCUUUCCUGAUCUUCAACCGUGUUAUCGGUACGGGUAUCUUUGCCACUCCGGCAACGAUUUUGGGAUUGUGUGGUAGUGUUGGUCUGUCGCUCUUCAUGUGGGUUGCGGGUACUGCCAUCGCCAUGGCAGGUACCGCGGUGUAUUUGGAAUGGGGUACUGCUAUUCCGAAGAACGGUGGCGAGAAGAAUUACCUCGAAUACGUCUACAGAAAACCCAAGUUCCUGGCUACGGCCAUGUUCGCUGCGUACGCCGUCUUGCUGGGUUGGGCCGCCAGCAACAGUGUUGUGUUUGGCGAGUAUAUCCUCAAUGCUGCCGAUGUGGAGGUCAAUCGGUGGAAUCAGCGCGGUAUUGGAUUGGCUUGUGUCACUGCUGCCUUCCUCAUUCACGCUCUUGCUGUGAAAUGGGGUCUCCGUCUCCAGAACUUGCUUGGUGUGAUCAAGCUGGUCAUUAUCGUGUUUGUCAUUGUUGCUGGCUGGGUGGCCCUAGCCGGUCAUACCAAGGCUGAGACGCCUCAUAACUUUAAGAAUGCUUUUGAGGGCACAACUGGCAGCGGUUAUGGUAUUGUCAUGGCGUUGUACAACGUCAUCUGGUCGUUCAUCGGAUACUCCAACGCCAACUAUGCUCUGAGCGAGACGAAGAACCCUGUACGCACGCUGAAGAUUGCGGCGCCGAUCGCUAUCGGAUCCGUGGGCAUCCUCUACAUGCUGUGCAACAUCGCCUACUUUGCUGCCGUGUCCAAGGAAGAUAUGCUCUCGUCGGGCCAAACUGUGGCAGCCAAAUUCUUUGGGAACAUGUUCGGUGCUCGUGCUGAGAAGGUGAUGUCGGUCUUCGUGGCAUUGUCGGCUUUUGGAAAUGUGUUGUCCGUGAUCUUCUCUCAAGGACGAAUUGUCCAAGAACUUGGUCGUGAGGGUGUUUUGCCCUUCUCGGGGCUUUGGGCGAGUAACAAGCCGUUCCACUCGCCAGCUGCCGGUCUGUUUGAGCACUGGGUCGUCUCGGUCAUCAUUAUGCUGGCUCCCCCGCCGGGUGAUGCGUACAAUUUCCUGCUCAACCUGAUCUCCUAUCCUCUAUCCAUUGUGAACGUCUUCGUGUCCGGCGGUCUUAUCUAUAUCUACCUCACACUCACCAUCUUCUUCUUCCUAUCCAACAUAUACCUGGUCAUUGCACCAUACAUUCCGCCCUCGGAGGGACAGAGUGUUUACGAAGAACUUCCCUACUACCUCCACUGUGUCGUGGCGCUCGGCAUCUUUGCCUUGGGCGCGAUAUACUAUGUGGUGUGGGCGAUUCUGAUGCCACGCUUUGGUCGCUACAUGCUAGUCAAAGAAACCGUGGUUGACGCUGAUGGCUGGUCCAGAAGCGUUUUCACUCGACUGCCGCUCGCGGAAGCUGAGCGAGUUUGAUCUCUCUUUUUGAGUCUCUCUUGUCAGCCAAGCGGCGGCAGAUGGGAUUCUCCGGUUACGACGACAUGAUUCAACAUCUUGCCUUCAUGGCAUAAUUUUAAUGUGUAUAAAGGGACGAACUGGAUACCCUGGUAUAUCUUCGGAGUUUGGAGGCAUUUAAUAGACAGCAUUCAACAAGCAUCUUGAAUUUUUGUUGCACAAAUAGAUUUACAUAUUUCACAAGUACCCCAAU
Messenger RNA from Aspergillus novofumigatus IBT 16806, 2083 nucleotides. Its product is annotated as high affinity methionine permease. The coding region runs from base 289 to 1851 and encodes 520 amino acids. Gene Ontology annotation, biological process: amino acid transmembrane transport. The transcript has 8 exons. Gene Ontology annotation, cellular component: membrane. Gene Ontology annotation, molecular function: L-amino acid transmembrane transporter activity. The record is from RefSeq and is a predicted model, not a curated record. Lineage: Eukaryota; Fungi; Ascomycota; Eurotiomycetes; Eurotiales; Aspergillaceae.